Molecule: messenger RNA, 1228 nt
Organism: Lingula anatina
Lineage: Eukaryota; Metazoa; Brachiopoda; Lingulata; Lingulida; Lingulidae
Source: RefSeq, a predicted model, not a curated record
GGGUAUAAAAGGUCCAGUACAAGGAAAGUCCUCAGAUUGAGGACAAGGCGUGCCGAUUAAGCAGAACCGAAACUUUGGAAGAUUUCAUUUACCAUCUUGACAGGAUGACCAAGUUUUCCUCUGUUGCUAUUUUGCUCGUUGUUUGUUGGGUUUCUAUCGAUACAACUAGCGCAGUGAAGUGUUACUUAUGCACAAAUUGUGCCGACAAAAACCCGAGUGAAACAACCGAAUGCCUCUAUGGUUGUGCUACAACCAAGGUUAACACUUCAGUCUAUCUCGGAUGUGCCUUUGAUGUGACCAAUGGUUGCAAGAAUGAGACUUUAGAUGGUCGGAAGGCAAGGGUGUGUGUGUGCAGCGGGGAACUUUGCAACGGCAGCCCCACAGUGCCCAGCAGUGCCACAGUGUCCAGCAGUCUGCUUCUUUUGGGACUGAUGUCCACCUUCGCAGCAUUCCUACUCGGAAAGAUGUAACAGAAAGAAAACGGCGGCCUCAGAUAAUCUUCUGCGAUCAACAUUUUUGUAUUUGGAACGUGAAAUGUUAAGAAACAAUCGAAGUUUUGCAGACACUUAUUUUUCUUUUUAUUCGUUUUUGAAUACUAAAUGGGGAGAUGGGCUCGCAGUUAUAGCAUGACAAUUCUACGGAUAUAAAUAUUCCCUUUGAAAUAGCGUCAGGGGUUAAGAAGAAACCACGAAAUUACGAAUUUAGUCUUACGAUUGAGAAAGGCAGUCGAGAAUGUAUUUCGGUGGGGGAUGCCUGGGGAACACGUAUUGAUACGGGGGCGGAUCCUGAGAUAUUUUCUAAAAGUCUUCCAAUUACUCCAUCUUUUUUUACCGUCUACCGACAGAAAGAAAAUAAGAUGCCCACCAAUGUAAACUUAAAAAAUUCUGACCAUCUUCGCCCCUAUGAUACGUAAACACUGUUUUUCGGGUAUGGAUAUUAAUGGCAUUAAACAUUUCGUUUAAAAAUCACCCCUGCCUUAGGUAAAAAAGUCGGAUGAUUCGGCUUACGGCCACCUUUUUAUUCACUGCCCCUUAUUUUCUUUAAAUCUUUUACUUUGGGUGUGGUCGUGGUGCAGCCUCGAGCGGCGCGCCCCAUGAGCCCCGGCUAUACACCCAAACCUAAUACAGAGAAGUAAAUGAGGCCACAGGCAUGUUCUUAAAUACAUUAAGUGCACACAUUGCAAACUACAGACUUGACAUUUAAUAUUUUUCCAAAUUAUUUUGAUCAG